CACGUGUCACGUGGCUUUAAGGAAGUGGCUGUGUUUACCUCCAACCUGCAGUAUCGUCGUCUCCACUGCGACACCUAGACCGCAGCUUUUUUACAUUUGAUCUCGAUUAAUUUUAUUCCACCGAGGGCGUUUGGAAGAUGAAGUCGUCUUUUUCGCCGUUUUGGUCCCGGUAAUGGCCCCGUUCAGUCCCGCUAUGGCGUCUUCGAGCUACACCUGCGGCCAGGACGAAGCCUCAGAGAAAGAUCGACUCCUCUCCUCUCCAACCACCUAUGGGUCCCGGGAUCCGUCUAAAAGGGGGAGCCUGCGUCCCAGCAGCCUCCACCAGCAGCAGCGACAAGACGAGGGAGAGGAAGAGGAGGAAGCCCUGAGGAGGAAACUGAAGUACUUCUUCAUGAGCCCGUGUGACAAGUAUCACGCUAAGGGCCGCAAGCCGUUCAAGCUGGGCCUGCAGCUGCUGAAAAUCCUCAUUGUGACUGUACAGUUGGUGAUGUUUGGCCUGAGCAACCAGAUGGUCGUGACCUUCAAAGAGGAAAACACGGCAACCUUUAAGCACCUUUUCCUGAAGGACUACCAGGACAACGUCCCACAGGCUGUCCACACGCAGGCCGAGCUCCACGACCACAUCAACUACACCUUAGAGCGGUACUUGGCUCUGCCGGAGAUCGCUCUGGGUCGUUACGCUUAUGUGACGGGGGUCGGCGUCAGAGGCAGCGCCCUCUCCCUCUGCCAGCGGUACUUCAGGAGAGGCAGCAUCGAGCCGGUCAACGACACCUUUGACAUCGACCCACAUGUUCUCACAGAUUGCCUUGGAGUGAAUCCGACCACAGAAGAUUCCACUCCGGAAAACGGUGACCUUCAUAACUUCACCCUUCAUUUUUCCAAGUUGAUCAACGUGACCAUGGACUUCCAGCUGAAGGCCAUCAACGUUCAGACCAUCCUGAACAAUGAAAUCCCAGACUGCUACACCUUCGCCAUCACUAUUCUCAUGGACAACAAAGCACACAGCGGGAGAGUUGGGAUCUCUCUCCACAACCGGGCGACCAUCCAGGAGUGUAAGGACCCCAACGUGUCCGGACACGCGGAAAGCUACGCGCGGGAGUUAUUUGACUGCCUGGUGGUGGUCGUGUGCGUGUUGUCGCUGCUGCUGUGCGGCCGCUCCGUCCUCAGAGGAAUCCUCCUUCAACACGAGUAUGUGCAGUUUUUCAAGCACAAACUUGCUCGGGGAGUGAGCUGGGGAGACAGGAUGGAGUUCAUCAACGGCUGGUACAUCCUGCUGAUCAUCAGCGACAUGUUCACCAUCAUCGGGAGCUUCAUCAAGAUUGGAAUAGAGUCUAAGACUCUGUCCUCCUAUGAUGUGUGUGGGAUUCUGUUGGGAACCUCCACCCUCCUGGUGUGGGUGGGAGUCAUCCGCUACCUCAGCUUCUUUCAGAAGUACAACAUCUUGAUUGUGACUCUGCGGGCUGCGUUCCCCAACGUCAUCCGCUUCUGCUGCUGCGUGGCUGCCAUUUAUUUAGGAUACUGCUUCUGUGGGUGGAUUGUGCUCGGCCCGUAUCACACAAAGUUCCGCUCCCUGUCCACGGUGUCAGAGUGCCUGUUCUCGCUCAUCAACGGGGAUGACAUGUUUGUGACGUUCGCCGAGAUGGAGCAAAGCAGCUCGCUGGUGUGGGUCUUCAGCCAGCUCUACCUUUACACCUUCAUCUCCCUCUUCAUCUACAUGGUGCUAUCGCUCUUCAUCGCGCUCAUCACCGGCGCGUACGACACCAUCAUGGCUCAAUCCCAGGAGCAGGUUCGCAUCACCGAUCUGCACGCAUUCAUCGCACAAUGCACAGACACACCCUGUUCUGGCAAAUUCCGGGGGCCUGAGGAGCCGUCUUGCUCCUUCCUCUGCUGCUGUGAGUGAGGAUUAGGAGGAGGAGGAGGAGGAGGUUGAAGCAGCGUUUUCCAGACACUGAGCAGGGACCGUAAGGAGCGCCUGAAGAGGGGACUGACCUUGGACCACCAUGUCCUCUGGUCUGUGAAUUUUGUCUUUACAUUUGUGCUGGGAGGGCGGAGUCAAAGGCCCAAUUACCUGCCUCAGCUUUUGUACUGUAUGAAUAAUUCAUGUGGUGUCUCUUCACUGUUAGACGGUUGGAGCAGGGAUGACCAGUAAGCAGACACUCCACUGAGACUCCGGGUCUCUACACUUUAGUUUUACUCAUUUGUGCAGCUUUUCAUGUGUGCCUGUCAGUGAUGUAAAUAAUGCAGAGAACCCUGAUCUAACAGCAGUCUUCAGAGUCAGGCAGGCAGGAAAGAAGAGAGCGAUAUCUGGAGCUCUGGAGUGCAUUCGCUCGAGCAGCCUUUCCAUUCAAGGCCGCUCCUCCUCUUGUGUUCAGUUUGCCGGCUCUUCAUCCUCUUUGUUCCCUUCAUCCCGCGGCUGGAAGGAGACGACGGCUGCACACGGAAGGACGAGUCCCGGAGCCAACUGUUCAUUUGGUCAUGAAUAUUUAUGGUGGAGAGGAUUCUAACCGACACCCAUGAGGAGUAUAGUUGUACUGGAAGGCAAACUUAUGUGUUUGUGAGUCACACAAUAUUCUGGAGUGUAAUCACACAGAAAACGGCCUGUUUCUGCAGAAAAAACAUUCUGAAAAUCAACCUGAAAGGCUGAAAAUCAUUUUAGAUUCAUUUUUAUGAGAAAUACAAAUAUUGCAUGUUUUCAGAUGAUCUCAUGAUGUUAGGAUUUAACUUACUGUAUGUCCUGAAUUAUUAUGCUGAAAAUAUUGUCCAGUAUUUGCAUUUUGGCUGUGCUUUGUAUUUAUAGUUCAGUGCACUGACAUUUAGGAGGAAUUACAAAGGGUAAUUUAUUUAUUUUAGCUGACAAAUGUAGGAUUUUGUCUGAUGUUGUUCCAGUUGUCUUUAAAAUAGGAUUUUAAUUUUCUUUUAUGCUAAAAGACUUUGUGUUCUUUAAGGCCGUCUGUGUUUACAUUGUAUAAAAGGAGACACGUUCUUUUUAUUUAUAACCACUUAUUUAUUUUUCUUUCAUGUAAAAGUCUUGUGCAGAUUCCUUUGCAUUUGAUUUUCGAAAUCUUACAUAUAGGGACGCAAUAAAAAUGUUGGAAAGAACCACCUCUUUGGUUGCUAAUAUUAAAGUUUUUUUCACUUGAAUAUUAUCUUUUUUUUUGCACUUCCUUGUUUUUCUCUGUCAUUUUGAAAAUCAACCUAAAAGGGAAGUAAGUGGGGAGUUUUUACAGCUCUGUAUGCUAUUUUCUGGUCUAAAGAAUGCACCUAAAUAAACUUUUAAAGCACUAAAAGUGA
This is a messenger RNA of Oryzias latipes (Japanese medaka), 3291 nucleotides long. It is a transcript of the gene mcoln1b, whose product is annotated as mucolipin TRP cation channel 1b. The record is from RefSeq and is a predicted model, not a curated record. Gene Ontology annotation, cellular component: plasma membrane; lysosomal membrane. NCBI's taxonomy places the organism in Eukaryota, Metazoa, Chordata, Actinopteri, Beloniformes, Adrianichthyidae. Gene Ontology annotation, molecular function: NAADP-sensitive calcium-release channel activity.